AUGGAUAAAUGCGGAUUAAGGAGAUUUUUCAUAACCCUCCUCCUGCUUGACAUUGGAAGAAGCGCAACUGUUCGAGGCGAACCUGGGGCAGGAAAAGUUGUCUGGGAAAAAUGGAGCCACGAUUACAUAAAGAACAGCAAACGUUUUCUCUCUGACACCUUUCCGAAAGACUUCAUGUGGGGCGUGGGGAGCUCCGCGUUUCAGAUUGAAGGAGCUUGGGAAAAGGAUGGGAAAGGGCCUUCUGUCUGGGAUCACUUCACCCACAAAGAAUUCUCCAGAUUCUACAACACAACCGCGGAUAUCUCCAGUAACAGCUAUAACUUCUUUGACAAGGACUUGGCCGCUCUUGAAUUCCUGGGUGUUUCUCAUUACCUCUUCUCCAUCUCGUGGCCCCGAUUAUUCCCGAACGGAAAGGUGGAAUCAGUCAACAGCAAGGGUCUGCAGUACUACAAUACACUCAUCGACUCCCUGAUAGAGAGAAACAUUAUUCCUAUCGUCACGCUUUACCACUGGGACCUGCCUUUCGCACUGCAAGAGCAAUACGGAGGCUGGACGAACGAGACUUUGGUUGGCAUCUUUAAUGAAUAUGCGAAAUUCUGCUUUCAGGCAUUCGGGAAUCGCGUUAAAUAUUGGAUCACAAUCCACAAUCCUUUCCUAAUUGCCUGGCAUGGGUACAGAACUGGAAGCUACCCUCCAGGAGAGAAGGGAAAUCUUGCAGCUAUGUAUACUGUGGGGCACAACAUGAUUAAGGCACAUGCAAAUGCCUGGCACUCUUAUGAGACGGAAUUUCGCAAAUCACAGAAAGGUUUUGUGUCGAUCGUUCUGGGCUCUCAUUGGAUUAAACCAAAGAGUGAAAACUAUAACUACAAAAAUUUCCAGCAGUCUAUGGACAUAAUGCUUGGGUGGUUUGCCAAACCAAUCUUUGUAGACGGUGACUAUCCUGAGAGCUUGAAAACACAAACUAAUCCUUCUCUACCUAAGUUCACUGAAAAAGAAAAGUGCCUCAUCAAUGGAACUGCGGAUUUCUUUGCAUUCUCCUUUGGGCCAAAUAACUUUCGAUUCCUGGAGGGCGCUCUCAAACAUGGAGUUCAUUUAUCACUACACCUUGGACAAGUCUUGAACUGGAUAAAAAUGGAAUACAACAACCCCAGGAUUCUUAUUGCAGAGAAUGGGUGGUUUUCUGAUAAUAGUGUUAAAACAGAAGACACGGUUGCAAUUUACCUUAUGAAAAAGUUCAUAAAGGAGCUAUUAAAAGCUAUCCGCUUUGAUGGAGUCAACGUGUUUGGAUAUACCGCCUGGUCCCUGCUGGACGGCUUUGAAUGGCAGCUUGGCUACACCGUAGCACGGGGGUUGUUCUACGUGGAUUUCAGCAGCAAAAACAAAUCCAGGACUGCGAAAUCUUCCGCUCAGUUCUACAAACAAAUUAUAGAACAGAAUGGAUUCCCAGUGAACGAGGUUAGCCGCAGCGUAAAUGGACAGUUCCCGUGUGACUUCUCCUGGGGAAUUGCGGACACGGCGCUGCCUGUGAACAAAGCGAGCUUAUCUCUCGAGUUUGUUGAUCACAACCUUUAUAUUUGGAACUGCAGUGGAGAUCAGAAGCUUUAUAAAGUCGCUGGAGUGACCAUGUGGCCCCGUCCAUUUAAAUGCACCGACUUCAGCAACUUCAAACGGCACGUGGCGCUGGUGAGAAGGAUGAAUGUGACUCAUUACAGUUUCGCCUUCAAGUGGUCCCAGAUAUUACCUCGCGGUGACUUGUCCAAUGUCAACAGGAGCAUUCUGAGUUACUACCAUUGUAUCAUUAGCGAGCUCUUAAAGCUGAACAUUGCAUGCACCGUCACAUUGUACCAUCCGACCUACCGUGAUAUUGAUAUACCUGAGCCGCUGCUGAGUGAGGGAGGGUGGCUGAAUAAACGGACAGCCCUGGCUUUCAACGAUUAUGCAAAGUUAUGCUUUCAAGAAUUCGGUGAUUUGGUUAAAGUGUGGCUCACAAUGAAUGAACCGAAUAUAAACGUUCAGAGAAGCCAGGAUACUUACAAGGCAGCUCACAACAUGCUCAUCGCUCAUGCCCUGGCCUGGAACACGUACAACAGCGACUACAAGGAUAAGUAUGGCGGCCUCGUGUCUCUGACACUGCGUGCUGACUGGACGGAGCCAGCAAACCCUUUCCUUGAAUCGCACCGACAAGCUGCCGAGAGACUCCUGCAAUUCCAGAUAGCCUGGUUUGCAGAUCCCAUUUUUAAAACUGGCGACUACCCACUUACAAUGAGAAAUUAUAUCCUCGCAAAAAAUAGAAAAAAUCUCACGCAGUCACGUUUGCCACGUUUCACCGACGAAGAAAAGCAGAUGAUUAGGGGAAGUGCAGAUUUUUUUGCUAUGAGCCAUUUUACCACAAGGUUGGUAUUACACAAGCAGAACAUUGGCACCAGGCAUGAAAUGGAUCACGACGGGAGUUUAUUGAGAGAUGUAACUUUGCCGACGUUCCCAGCCCCUUUCCAUUCGACGUUUCCUUUCCUCUCCCGCCGCCAAAAUCAUUGCGAGAUGGCGGUCUCACCGUCGGGGAUACGUAAGGUUUUGAAAUGGAUCAAAUCUCACUAUGGAAAUUUGGACAUUUUUAUCACGGCAAACGGAGUUUGGGACAACGCCGCCGUCAGUGAUGACCUUCUAAUAUAUUAUCAUAAGCAUUAUAUUAAUGAAGUAUUGAAAGCGCAUCUACUUGACCAAGUUAAUGUCAAAGGAUACUUUGCCCUGAAAUUAAAGGAUAAAAUUUCAAGUAAGCAUCCCUCGAGCUCCCUCAAUGCUUCUGAACCAAAGACUUCAUCAGAAUUUUACCACAAACUCAUCGGUGCCAAUGGCUUUCCUUUGGAAGCGGCUAGCAAACAGUGCGCCACUGAGCAUGACGGGUCGGUGCAAUGCCCCAUUUGUACGUUUAUACGAGAGAAAAAAGUAUUUAUAUUUUUAGGAUUCUGUUUCCUGCUUAUUACUGUGCUGUUUACUGCGAUUAUAAUCGUACACAGGAGAAAAUAA
Hypanus sabinus (Atlantic stingray) is the source of this 3024-nucleotide messenger RNA. RefSeq names its product beta-klotho-like. Gene Ontology annotation, molecular function: hydrolase activity, hydrolyzing O-glycosyl compounds; fibroblast growth factor receptor binding; fibroblast growth factor binding. The transcript has 5 exons. Gene Ontology annotation, biological process: fibroblast growth factor receptor signaling pathway; carbohydrate metabolic process. NCBI's taxonomy places the organism in Eukaryota, Metazoa, Chordata, Chondrichthyes, Myliobatiformes, Dasyatidae. The record is from RefSeq and is a predicted model, not a curated record. Bases 1 to 3024 code for a protein of 1007 amino acids.